Fonsecaea nubica is the source of this 1110-nucleotide messenger RNA. RefSeq lists its product as hypothetical. NCBI's taxonomy places the organism in Eukaryota, Fungi, Ascomycota, Eurotiomycetes, Chaetothyriales, Herpotrichiellaceae. Gene Ontology annotation, biological process: rRNA base methylation. The transcript is spliced from 2 exons. Gene Ontology annotation, cellular component: cytoplasm. The record is from RefSeq and is a predicted model, not a curated record. Bases 1 to 1110 code for a protein of 369 amino acids. Gene Ontology annotation, molecular function: rRNA (uridine-N3-)-methyltransferase activity.
AUGGGCAAAGUCCAGCGUCAAGGCCGCAAGCAUCAGCACCACUCAACAUUCGGCAAAUCCACCGUGGUCAGGAGACAGCACAGCCAUCACCCUCCCACCAAACCCAAAGCACCAUCCACCGGGUCCCAACAUGGUCAGCCACAGGCACGGGUCAAGGUGCCUUUUACCAAGAAUGACAACGUCCUGCUUGUUGGCGAAGGAGAGUUUUCGUUCUCGCUGUCGUUGAGACAACACCACAAAGUGAACCAAAUAGUAGCAACCUGCUACGACUCCGAGGACGUGCUCCAGAGCAAAUACCCGGAUGUCCAAAAGACUAUAACACAGCUCCGGUCGGCCGCUCGUGGCAAUGAUACCGACACAACACACCAUGAGACAGUUCAAGGCAAUGAGACCGCGAACCACAAAGACGACGAAUGGAAUGGGUUUUCUCCGUCGCCACCUGAAUCCCCUACUCACGAUCAAGUCGAAGACUCCGAUAGACCUCGAGACGAGGAAGCUGUCCACAUCCUUUACGGCAUUGACGCUACGAAGCUUGCGUCGGCGCAUAAGAAAGCCCUAAGGCCAUAUUCUCCCUUCACCAAGAUUGUCUUCAACUUUCCCCAUGUGGGAGGUCUAAGUACCGAUGUCAACAGGCAAGUACGCUACAACCAAGAGCUGCUGGUAGGGUUUUUUCGAUCGGCCAAAUCGUUGCUCUCGUCUCGAACCCGUCCGGCCUCGAUUAGAGAUGACGGGAGUGACUAUGAUGAUAUCUCAGAGGGUCCCAAGCCUGGCGCGGUGAAUGGCCAGAUUCUCGUCACGCUGUUUGAGGGCGAACCUUAUACGUUGUGGAAUAUCCGGGAUUUGGCCCGUCACUGCGGCCUCAGGGUGGUGGAAAGCUUCAAGUUCCCGUGGUCUGCCUACCCAGGGUACCGUCACGCGAGGACAGUUGGGGAUAUCACCACCGGCAAGGACAGGAGCGACGAAGGGAAGAGGAAAGGGGCCUGGAGAGGCGAGGAGCGCGAUGCUCGGUGCUACGUGCUCGAGGACCAAACUGCGGAGCCGGAGGACGUGGUGUCACCUCGAGGGAAGAAAAGACGGAAGCAGGGGAGUGACGAGGACGACAGCGAGUGA